CUGCUCUCGAUUGCCAGUUGUCACGGGCCAGAUUCUCGCGUCCUCCCACCAUUUCGUCUUCCACUUGCCCAGGUGGCUCCUUCUCCCUCUUUCUUUUAUACCAAAGCCACCGCAGAGCACAGUCCAACUAGACGUGCUCACUAGGAGCAGGUCUCCAGCGCCCUUCCUUUCUUAACAAGCCCUGCCGUAACGCCCAACCCUUGCAAUUAUCUGUUGUAAAUGCAACCUGCUCUCUUUCUCCUUUUCUCCUUCUUCCUCGCCGUCCCAGUGCAAUCGCUGCCGCAUGGGUUGAGCUUUGCCGAGCGUGAUGUGGUGGAUCUUGUAGAGAGACAAGACGGAUCGCAGAAGGUGCAGACGGUGACGACGCAAAAUACACCGAAUGGCGUUGUUACUGAGACGUGUACGAUCACGCUGACGCCGACCACUGGUUCGGACGGCUCAGCGCAGGUGAUUGAGGUCAAGCAGUGUGUGGUCACAUCGUCGAAUUCCGGCUCGUCUGGCAGCUCGAGUGGCUCGUCGACCACAGCAUCCAGCUCUUCGUCAUCGUCUACGUCUAGCACAGCUGACGCUUCUAGCUCCUCAUCAACCUCUACAGACACUGCUGCGUCAUCGACAAGCACUGAUACAGCCUCUGUAUCAUCAAGUUCCACCGAUGCUGCAGCGACGUCUUCUGCAACGGCCAAUUCUCCCGUAUCGGUGAAUCCUGUAUCCAGUGUGUCUCCAUCUGCAGCCGCUACUUCGGCAGCAGACAACUCUGGCAGCACCACCGCCUCAACUGACGCCGCUAGUUCGAGCACUGCUGCAGCUUCGAGUACGGAUUCCGCCAUCGGCAAUGUGUCGACUAGCUCUGUCGCAGUCUCUUCAGCAGCGUCUUCGACCUCUUCUGCGGCAGACCAAGCGACUACAGUUGCGACAACAAGUUCAAGCGUGACGGUUGGAGGCGCAGCGUCUGGGACCGCUGACUCGGCAACACAGUCUGGAACUGCUGCCGCUGAGAACUCUUCUCAAUCCGCCAGCGCCUCAGCGACUCCUUUCGCGAUUCCCGGAAAGAAAUUAUCUGUCCUUCCCAUCGGACUGGGCGUAUUCGCUGGUAUCUCGGUGAUAGCGCUCAUUGUUGUAGCGUUGGUAACCUAUGAACGCACGAAGUACCGAAAAGCAUUUAGGCAGAGGAAACUAGCUGAAUCAGGCCAAGCUAUGGGAUAUGGUGGCAUGGCUCAACGCGGUGCAUAAUUCCAAAUAACGCUGAUCCGAUUCGGGACCAAACGGGUUUCCUCUCCAAUCCCUUUCUUCUUCGCGAAUCUUUCUUCUCAUCAUUCAUCAUUCCUCCCUCCGUUUUCUUCACUUCCCACCUCAUCGCUCAUAUAUAACCGCGCACAACUUGACAACUGAAUACUGAAUGGGAAUGAAUAGGGAGACAGUUGGCGUUAGCUUACCGGGUUCACUUACUAACUUACUGCAUUUUUUGAUGGCUAUGGCAACUGGUUGCUAUAAAUGAGAGAUGAGAUGAGCGUCUUCCUUUCCUUUUGUUCCGUCGUGUUGCGUUGCGGUGUUGUUUCAUUCCCCUGCUAUGCGACCCUUACCUAGGCCCCUUUCCCUCUUGGCCGCUCGUCCUCUCUUUGCCUUUUUGGGCUUGGUUUUUAGAGUAUUUUAAUGGGUGUAAGUCGUUGGAAUUGUGUUUACGUUCUUUUUAUUUCGUCGUUUUAUUGGAUAUAAAGCUUUUUUCACCCUUUACUUUUCUUUAUUUUCCUUCAUUUUCUUAUUUCGUCAUCAUCGUUUUUCGUGACGCUGGUUGACAUUGUUUUAAUUCUUUCUUGCCUCCUAUCCUUUUCACCCACAACAUCAUUACCACACUGAACCCCCUCCCCCUUUCCAUCCAUUUGUGGAUCUGCGACGAAACCAUAUGGCAUCUGGGUUUGUUUAUGAGUUUGUGUACAGGUAUAUUCGCUACUACUGCUCUGGAUUUGCUGAGACCUCGAAUGGACAGUCCCCCUUCU
This is a messenger RNA of Fomitiporia mediterranea MF3/22, 1994 nucleotides long. RefSeq lists its product as uncharacterized. Lineage: Eukaryota; Fungi; Basidiomycota; Agaricomycetes; Hymenochaetales; Hymenochaetaceae. The transcript has 5 exons. The coding region runs from base 220 to 1230 and encodes 336 amino acids. The record is from RefSeq and is a predicted model, not a curated record.